Messenger RNA from Prionailurus viverrinus (fishing cat), 2710 nucleotides. RefSeq names its product chromosome A3 C20orf96 homolog (gene CA3H20orf96). The transcript has 11 exons. The coding region runs from base 1073 to 2230 and encodes 385 amino acids. The record is from RefSeq and is a predicted model, not a curated record. NCBI's taxonomy places the organism in Eukaryota, Metazoa, Chordata, Mammalia, Carnivora, Felidae.
CUCUUUCUCUCAAAAUAAAUAUAUAUAUAUUUUUUAAAAGGAUGGGUCAAGGAUGACUCCAGGAAGAGAGUUGCCAUUUUGAGUUGGGGGAAAGAGUUGGCAUGUCAGAGUUGCCUAUUAGGCACCCAAGUGGAGAUGCUGAGUAGGCAGUUGGAUGUAUGCGGCUGGAACUCAGCGUAGAGGCUGGAGAUACGAGUCUGGGAAGCAUCUAGGUAGAGAUGACAUCUGAGGUCACAAGACUGGAAGGGAACGUGAAUAGAGUGUGAGUGGAUAAAGAAGAGAGGGCUGGGUUCUAGCCCUGAGACACUCUAAAGGGAAAAGAGGAAGAACCAGCAAAGGAGAAGAGAAGGGGUCAGGAAGCCACUCAAGAGAGUGGUUUCCUGGGCACCAAGUUUAGAAAGUGUUUCAAGGGAGGAGUGAUCCGCUGUGUCAAAUGCUACAGAUAGGUCAAGAAAGAUGAGUAGAAGUGACUGUGGUGUUAGUACAGUGGAGGACACUGGUCCUUGACAGGGGCAGGUUCAGUGGAAAGGUGGAAAUUCCUGGGGUAAUAUCUCAGAGAACAAUGAGGGAGGGUAGAAUUCUGUGCACAGUUGUAAGAAUCGGUCUUAACAGGCAGUUCAUACAGUCAUAGGAGGGAGGCAAUUAGGUGGCUCCAUGAGAUGAUACGAACCUGUCAAUUUACUGGUCCCCAGGAUUUUUCUUAGUGAAAUAGGAAGCAAAAUCAUUAGCUAAGAAUAAGGAUGAAGAAGAAAGUGAUGGAGGUUUGAUGAGAAGAGAAACAUGACAUAAUUCUUUAGGAUGAUGGCUGGGGCCAGCUGAAGGAUGGUAUUUAAAACCCAGUUGAGCAGAAUGUGGCGAGCUACGUUUCUCCUUGAGAGGUUAGUCCCUCAAGGCGCUCGGUAGUCCGCGUCCGUUUCCUUGGAGACGGACAGCCCGGUCUCGUUGGAAAGUUUGAGCGGCCUAGGUUACCACGUGGUCCACGCUCAGACAAAAGAGUUGCAGAAGCCGAAGAAAUAGGCAGCGCAAGAGAUCAGAGCCCCGCGGACUCACGACUCUUCUUCCAUUUUCCCCAAUGGCCCAUGUCUUUCCAAAACCCAACCGCUCUGGGAUUCGCUCCACAGUCCACAACUUCCAGAUUCUGGAUUAUGUUCCAUGGCAGCGGUCCAAGCAGAAAACCAAGCCAUCUACUCUGCCUCCAAUCCUACAAUCCAGAGGCCACAAGAAGAGCAGAGUGAAAGCUUUGACUAGUGUCCCGCCAGGGUUGCAUUCCAAGUCCGCCACGUCGAUGACAAGCCAGCUGAGGCAGCCACAAGAAAUGCACAGAGAGAAGCUGGACUCUGGGAAGGCACAGGCCAAAAUCCGGCUAAUGAAGACGUUGCUCAGGAACGAGCGAAACUCACUCCAGGAGCUGUGCAGCCAUGAGGUCUUCCUCACGACGCUCAACUGGGAGCUGGUCAAGGCCAUCCAGGACAUGGAGGACAGCUCGGCCCUGAACGCGCGCGCGAUGCUGCAGCAGCAGGACAUCCUUGCGACCAUCGUGGACAUCUUGGAGUGCUCCAACAAGAAGAAGCUGCGGCAGCUGACGUGUGAACUGAAGGAGUGGGAGGAGAAGGAGGAAUCCAAGAUGAAGCACCUGAAGCAGCAGGUGGAACAGCUGAACGCCACGAUCGAGAAGACCCAGAAGGAAGUGAACUUCCUGAGCACGUACAUGGACCGCGAGUACCCUGUCAAGUCGGUCCAGAUUGCCAACCUUGUGCGCCAGCUGCAGCAGAUAAAGGACAGCCAGCAGGAUGAGCUGGAUGACCUUAAUGAGAUGCGCAGAAAGGUCCUGGAGUCUUUGUCUGAGCAGAUUCAGAGGAAGAAGAAAAAACUUCUGAGAUCUCUGGUGGUGAAAAACCAGCAGCGCCAUCAGGAGGCUCUUCUGCAGAAGAUCCGGGAUGGCCAGGACAUGCUGAGAUGCACGGGCAAGCUCAGAGAACGUCUUCCUUCAUCCGCUGUCGGCGAGAGUGGCCUUCGCUGCCGGCCCCCGUUAAGUCUCAUUACCAGCUGCCUCUCAAACGCGCCAUGCCGUGUGCUUGAAGAGGCUCUCUGUUCCUGGGGAAGGCAGAGCCCUGCACAGGGGGCCGGGGAGACCUGGAUCUCGCCUCGCCUCGCCUCUGCAGCUGACCACGUGGCAGAUGUGACGUUGCCCGUCUGGGCCUGCUUGUCCCACCAGCGCACGGGCAGCUGACUUACAUCAUCUCUCUGGAACCCCCUUCUGGUUCCCAGAUUCCGUGUUCCCACCAAGUGGGUGCACCCCUAAGCUUCUUGGUUGUUCAGGAAGGCGCAGUUGAGUGGGGUGGUUGACGCCAGGGAAUAGCCUGGAAGACACUCUGAGGAGAGAAGGAUGUCCUCUCUGCUUGGUACACCGCUGGGCUCCAGAGGAAGAAGUUCCUUCCUUCCCAAGCCAGUUCUCUGCCACCUUUCUUGUGUCAGGCCCUUUGUGGCAGAGCUUGGGGGUCCUACUAGGUCUGGCCUCUCCGUGAUGGCGCGCAAGACCUGGGGCACCUCCAUGAGGAGGCCUCAGGUAGGCAGUUGACCUCAGGAGAUGGAUACUGGCUAGCGAUGGAAAUUUAUGUAUUGCCAGUAUAGAGAUGCGUUUCCUUUUUCUUCUUUUUUAAUGUGUACUCAUUUUUGAGAGAGAGAGAGAGAGAGAGACAGACAGACAGAC